Pseudo-nitzschia multistriata is the source of this 1027-nucleotide messenger RNA. The record is from the annotation of a GenBank genome assembly. Lineage: Eukaryota; Bacillariophyta; Bacillariophyceae; Bacillariales; Bacillariaceae.
GAUCAGCGCUUCAUUUUGACUAGUUCGAUUACUUUCCGAGAUUGACAGGUGAUGCUAAUGGACUUUUUUCCAUCGAUUUCUCUUCAUCUGGUCUUGAUCUGUUUGAACACGGAACAGAAUCGGAAGGGCCACAACUGCAAUCCAAACCACGUUUCGUCCACUAUGAGGCGCGGCACAAAAGUACGAGUCAAGGGAUUAGUAAAGGCGGCAAAGCACAAUGGAAAAAUCGGGAUUGUGACGAAGGCUACGGCUCCGGGGGAGGGGCAGCGAGUAGGGGUAAAGCUGCAAGAUGGAAGCGGCGUUCUCGCUGUCAAGAUUGAAAAUUUGGAGGAAAUCAAAAGUUCUCCGCGGACGACAGCGACAGUGUCCAAACCAAAAUCUGCCUCUGCGUCAACCCCUGCGUCCACCUUGCCAAAAGAACGCACCUUGAAAAGAGACAACGCCUUGCUCCGCGAAGUUGACGGAAGCCCGGACCCAAACGUUCUCGCGCUGUACUAUCAUUUUGCCGACCGCGCGUUUGAUUGUUUCAAUGCCUCGGAGUACAACGUCCAGAUGCUUCGUUACUACGAAAAGGGACUCUCGGUGCGAUUGAUUUGCCCAAGAAUGAUUGGUGGCAACGAGUACUUUUUGGUUGGAUUGCAACACGCACAGCACGACAAGAACUCCCUGUGCGAAGUGGCGUUCAAUUGCGGGAGGAGUUUUACGGGGAUAUCGAUGCUGGUGAAGAAACGAUGUUUUGUGUGCCACAAGCCACUGCCCGGAAACAGCCAGUGUCCGAGCUGCCUCUGUGCCUGUUUCUGUACCGAUUCGAGCUGCAUCAACAGAAAUUCGACAAUCCGUUCCGAUCACGAACGGUUGUGCAAGAAGAUUGACUUGACGAAGGUAGUUGUAGAAAAAGAGAGUCUCCAGUUGUUGCAGUAAUUGCAAUCAAUAACUAGUGGAAUGCACAAAUUCCUUGGCAUCCUGGAAACAUCAUGUACCAGAAAUUGCUAUCAUCACACUGUAUCAGUAAAUGCACGAAAAGUCA